CGGAAGCGGAAGGGAAUCGGCGGGUGCUGAAACAUGGCGUGCGGAGAUCCACGCAGAGUCAGACAAAUGACAGCCGGCGCGUGUGUGUUGUCUAUGCUGGCAGCCUGUGUGAUCGCGCAGCCCGCAGCAGCCAAAGCCGGACAGUUAAGAGUCCUCACAGAUGGAGACUGGCAGGAAAUCCUCACGGGGGAAUGGAUGAUCGAGUUCUUUGCUCCGUGGUGUCCGGCCUGCCAGCAGCUGGAGCCUGUGUGGACUGAGUUUGCAGGAUGGGGAGACGAUUUGGGGGUGAACAUUGCCAAAGUGGACGUCACCGAGCACCCGGGUUUAACUGGGAGGUUUAUCAUCAUGGCUCUCCCAACUAUCUACCACUGCAAAGAUGGUGUGUUUCGGAGGUAUCAAGGAGAACGAUCUAAAGAGGACUUCCUGAGCUUCAUUGAAGAAAAGAAAUGGCAGAGCAUAGAGCCAGUCUCUUCCUGGUUUGGACCCUCCUCUUUCCUGAUGAAUACAAUGUCAAUCCUUUUCAAGUUAUCCGUGUUCAUCAGGCAUUGUCAUAAUUACCUGAGGGAGAAGCUGGGAGUCUCGGAUUGGGAAUCAUAUGGGAUCUUUGCUUUUGCAAUUAUCGUCGCAGGACUGUUUCUUGGAUUGGUGAUGGUUAUUGUUGCAGAUUUUGUGUUCCCAUGGAGACGGUUUUCACCAUAUCAUCACCACAAGAAGCUGCCUGCACGGCGUGUGUGUUGUCGGCAUCUGUCUGAAUAUGAGCAGGAAGCAGACGGAGAGGAAGGGGAUGAUGAAUAUGAGUAUGGAGAAGCAACUGAAGCGAUUCAUCAGUUGGAUCCCACUGAUCCCAUCGUUUUAUCCAGGAAAAGACAUGUGCGUUUGACAGAUUAAGACACCUAGAGGAUUGGAAAGGAACUGCAUCUCGCUAACUGUGCACAAAACCACCACAAAAACGACAUCACUGCUGCAGCGCUCAUUGAGCUCGAUGACGUCACGUAUGAUGUCAUGGCUUUCUCUGAAAGAUUGAUGUGGUUGUGCUUCACUCUCAAUCUUGCUGCCGGAUUGUGCGUUUUCUUUUUCCACUUUUAAUUAUUACACUCCUUUGUCAUGCAGUAUUGCGGAUUUGUGUGAGUGUGUGUGAGGAAUAUUAGGACCUAAUUUAAGGAAUUUCAUGACUGGCAGGUGCAAUAUUUCGCAUACAAAUACUGAACAAAUCUUCAAAAUCUGAAUGAAUAAAUAAAUAAAAACAAACGCAAAAACCUCACUGUGAACCUGAAGUUUUAAUUGAGGUUUUUGGGAAUAUGAAAGUGUUUGUGCUUUACUUUGUAAAUAUUUUAUUCUUUGAGCUUUUUGAAUGCCUGUUAUAUAACAUCAGAAUGUUUAGUUUGCUGUUUUAAAGGUUUUUUCUUCCAUUAAGAGUUAAAAUUAAUAAUUUUGGCAUUUGGUUUUUGUGUUGUUGAAGUUUUGUAAAACAAAAAAAUGCCUGAAUUAACGCGUGCGUGUGCGUGCGUUCGUGUGCGUGCGUGCGUGUGUGUGUGCGUGCGUGUGUGUGUGUGAGAUGACUAUUAUUUGAACUUAGAAGACUAGUUGUCACAUAGGAGAUCAUUUAAAUUUCAUUCGUUUUUUUGUUAUUUGUUUUAGCUGUCUCUCUUAGAGUGGAUUUUAGUAUUGAGUUUUGGUCUUCCAACUUUUGGGAUGCAGUUUAUUUGUUCCCUCUUUUACUUCCAUUAUCAUUGCUAUAUGUUACUGUUUGACCCCUGACUGAGUUAACCCUACUAGAAUUAAAAUGCUUCUCAGUAUGUUCUGUUCAGUUGUCUACUGCAGAACAGUUUGAAUGAAUGUCUGCACUUACAAUUCUGUUACUCAAAGAGUGUGUGUGUGCGCGCAAGUAAGAGAAUUAAGUUUUUGAGAAAGUUUCUGUUUUUUUUAGAAACAGGACUGUUAAUAAACAGUUUAAAGCUGC
This is a messenger RNA of Danio aesculapii, 1960 nucleotides long. It is a transcript of the gene tmx1, whose product is annotated as thioredoxin-related transmembrane protein 1. The record is from RefSeq and is a predicted model, not a curated record. NCBI's taxonomy places the organism in Eukaryota, Metazoa, Chordata, Actinopteri, Cypriniformes, Danionidae. The coding region runs from base 34 to 888 and encodes 284 amino acids. The transcript has 8 exons.